Messenger RNA from Ustilago hordei, 1104 nucleotides. RefSeq lists its product as uncharacterized. The transcript has a single exon. NCBI's taxonomy places the organism in Eukaryota, Fungi, Basidiomycota, Ustilaginomycetes, Ustilaginales, Ustilaginaceae. The record is from RefSeq and is a predicted model, not a curated record. The coding region runs from base 1 to 1104 and encodes 367 amino acids.
AUGACGCAACGGACCCACAAGCUAAAACUGGUCUCGCUACCACCCGAGAUCCUACACCUCAUCGCACAGCACUACAUCUCCGACCUCCCCCUCGCCACCGCUGCGGAGAACAACACCACCUCUCUACUCACCACCUGCACUCUUUUCCACGACCUGUUCUUGCCCAAGCUCUACUCUUCUAUUUGCAUUUACUCUAUUGAUCAACUCUCACGAUUCAUCUCUCCCACCUCAGGCUCGCAUCGCUACUGCCCAAUCUACACUCUGGAUAGCAUCACGAUCAACAUCCCUGGCGUACCCGGUGGAGGAGACGGCACAUCCCUAUUUGGCAACCCCGAAGGCAGUGCCUCUCGAUCACGCGAUCGACUUCUCCUCGCCUCACAAGCACUAUCCCUAUGCACCAACGUCGAAGAAGUCUCGUUGGAGUUCUUCAGCGUACGACAUUCCGAAAUCCUCACCACAGACGAGUUCCGCCUUACCGAAGCGUUGGCAUUCGAAAACGCAGUCAAGGGCUUACAACGAUCAAAGCGCUUCCGAUGGGCCCCACCGAGAUGCGACGCAAACGCAAUAAUGGGAUUGAGCAUCGUCAUUGUUGACCAAAUCAUUCCCUCACUCGCAAAAGGUUUGGUCGGGUGUGGGAAGCUAGAGACGCUGGAGUUGUGGAAUACAAUGCUUCCACUUACAGGCGGAGCUGACCUGGCGGAUUCCCUUAUUCACAUCUCUUCUUCCAGAAGCCAGUCUCGUUCUCUUAAUUUGAACCUCCGCUCGGUAACGGGACUGGAUCCGAAGACAGUCUCUAGUCUCGCUCUAGCUAGUCCGCCGAUCCGGGUCAACAUCGCCGACGGUUUUAUCGGAUCCAUCUGGGGCGCAAGGAUAGACAAGAACGCGGUAGAGGAAUGCAUUCGUGAUACACUGGAUCCUUCCGGUAGCAGUCGGAAUAGCAGCUUGGAUUCUUCGCCAAGCUCUUCGGAAGCUUCAAGUACUGCCACUAGCAGAGCUACCACCCCGGAGCUGUUGAUCCAAGAUACGCUGGCAAAGGCUAGUGAGAUGGUCAACAUUCGUGUCCUACAAGGUGGCAUCGCGGGUUCGAGAAUCCUUGCUCAUUAA